UCCAGAAAGAUGAUAGGUUCCCAGUUCCCACCCGCCGUACCGGUUCCUGAAUCCGGCUCUGGAACUAGGGAUUAGGAAGGCGUGCUUCUAGUUUGAAGUAUCGGCCACGGGGGUCAUAAUUAGGGCAAGAUAUACAUCCCACUUCAUAGUCUGGAAAUCGGAUUCAGCAAUCGCAAGGAGAUAUGGGGGCGCCGCAGCCAUGGCCGAACGGCUCAGUUAAGAAUCACCGUGAAUUAAGCCACCGCCGAACCAAGUCCGAGGGAACUUUAUUUCUGGAGAUCCACCCUGGGCAUAGACAUUUGUUCCAAGCGCUACCCCUCGAAAAAAGGAAAUUGUUAGGAAAGCUGAAUUUGGAUGAUACCCAGGGUCUACCUACUAAAAAGAGAAAAAUAAUCCGUGGGUUGAAUGGGAUUACGCAGAGUCCAUCUUCCAUUGGUGAAACUAAUGACCUGAAACCAAGGUGGACUGUUUUUAGGUUGUUGAUUCCCACAAUGGAUGAUGAAGCUAACCAUUACAAUCGUUACCUGAAGCCAAAUUUUGAUAGGAAAGAUGUUGAAGUGGAUUUCCAUUCUGCAGCUGGAGUCGGAGUGGUUAUGGUAUCAGCGAAAAGGGACUCUAUUCUCUGUAGACGCUCCAUCAAUCAUGCUGUUAAUGUUUUUAAAGAGGUUCACCGAUGUUUUCUGCGCACCAUUCCUUUGGAGUGCUUAACAAGGCUACUUGUACCAGCUGCACAUGCAAAAAGUUUGAUUAUUCUGAACACAAUCAAAUCUUGUCCGUGGAGACUCACAAUCUAUCUAACAGAUAACAUGCCAGUUUUUUUCCCUGGUGAUGUGAUUGUUGAUGUGGAAGUGAAUUUUCCUCUCCCUGGGGAUGUACUUAAUCACAUGGAAUCAGUUGUUUCUGAUUUGGGAGAGCUUGCAAUUGAUGACUGCAUGAAGUCAAAGUUUAAAUCUGGAAAAAACAUUCGCCCAUCAUAUCGUGAAAUAUCUGCACCUGGAAAAUCAUCUUCAAAAGUGAAACCUCGAAGAGAAUAUGCGAUUUGGCAGUUCAGACGAAUUCCUCUGUCGUAUAUUGAUCAUAUCAUUGGCGAAGAUGGUGCAAAUCUUGAGAAGAUCUGGAAAUCAAGUCCGGCCUCUGUUUACUUGGAGACGGCUACUGCUAAAGAGGUUGUUAUUUCUAUUCUUGGUGAAUCGUAUAAAGAGAUUAAGGCUGCGAAGGAAGUGAUGGAGGAAUUAAUUCCGGAUGACAAAAAGAUAGACGAAGAGGGGGGGCGUGUUUUUGAAGGAAUGUUUGAGGUUGAGGGAGGGUGUACUUCAUAUGGAGAUGCCGAAUCGCCUACUAUUUGAUGCUUAGUGUUAUGCCAACACCGCCACACUAAGCUAUGGAGUUGAGUAUUUAUAAGAUGCAGAUAUAUCCGCUAGUCGAUGGAUACAUAUAUCUUAUCAAGAUCCAUGGUAAGAACUAUAUUUAAAUUAGUAAAUUCGAUAUUCAAUGGAGUUAAUUAUAUGCAGAUAUGAUAAUUCAACAUUCCUAUAUGGCUAUAAUUUAUAAGAUUAUUCAUAGGUUUACAAUACUAAAAAAAUUCAAUAUUUUUAUUACUCUUCCGAUAACAUUUGUCAACUAGUUUAUCAAAUGUGUUUUAAAAUCAAAAUGUGUUAUAAAU
Messenger RNA from Cuscuta campestris, 1663 nucleotides. The record is from the annotation of a GenBank genome assembly. Lineage: Eukaryota; Viridiplantae; Streptophyta; Magnoliopsida; Solanales; Convolvulaceae.